CUUCAGCCAAAGUAAUUGUAAAUGACGACGUUAAAGUUAUUUCGACUCAACUAUGGAGACAUACACUCGCACCAAGCGCUUACUUCUUUGAUACCUCUGAAGUUCCUGACCUGACAGAUGUCCAACAUUUUGCAACGAUUUUUAAAUCGUAUCCACCUUCUCAAUUUUUUCGGUAUCAAAGCCUUUGUCAGUAAAACAACGGGCCGAUAUAUUGAAGUUAAUCCCAGACCUAAAAUUAUGGACCAUUUUGCUUGCUUCCCAAGGUGUAUUCUACGAAACUAAUAAAAUUCGUCUUCUACCUUGCAAAGCAGUUGAGG
This is a messenger RNA of Cokeromyces recurvatus, 317 nucleotides long. RefSeq lists its product as uncharacterized. The coding region runs from base 118 to 282 and encodes 54 amino acids. Lineage: Eukaryota; Fungi; Mucoromycota; Mucoromycetes; Mucorales; Mucoraceae. The transcript has a single exon. The record is from RefSeq and is a predicted model, not a curated record.